CCGUUGCUGAAUUUGGGAGUCGUCGCCGGUGUUUUUUUUAUUCUGGGUGUACCAUAUUUAAGUUUUCAUUUGCUGAGGUAUUUUACUGCGAAAAACUAUUGAAAACAGAAGAAAAAUGGGUUCACACCAAUAUCAGAUAGCUAACUUAUUGGAAAAGAUGACGUCCAAUGAUAAGGACUUUCGGUUUAUGGCCACAAACGACUUGAUGACUGAACUGCAAAAGGAUAGUAUUAAAUUGGACGAUGAAUCCGAAAAGAAAGUUGUGAGAAUGGUGCUAAAAUUACUUGAGGAUAAAAAUGGCGAAGUUCAAAAUUUGGCUGUUAAGUGUUUGGGACCUUUGGUAAAUAAAGUCAAAGAGAACCAGGUUGAAACUAUAGUUGAUUCUCUGUGCGCCAAUAUGAUAUCUAAUACUGAACAGUUACGCGAUAUAUCCAGCAUUGGUUUAAAAACUGUGAUAUCAGAGCUUCCGCAAGCUUCAAACUCUCUGGCACCUAAUGUUUGUCAACGUAUAACUGGAAAGCUUAGUAAUGCUAUAGAAAAAGAGGAUGUAUCUGUUAAAUUAGAAUCUCUCGACAUACUUUCCGAUUUGCUGUCGCGCUUUGGAGAACUUUUAGUUCCAUUCCAUAACACUAUACUAAAGGCGCUUGUUCCGCAGUUGUCGUCGCCGCGGCAGGCUGUUCGUAAACGCACGAUCGUGUCCCUUUCGCAUCUUCUCACCCUGUCCAACACAAAUGCUUACAAUGGCGUAGUUGAUCAUUUAUUAGAUGGAUUAGAAGAGUCUCAAAGUCAAACGGACGUCCGAACAUAUAUUCAAUGUUUAGCUUCUAUUUGCCGACAAUCUGGUUAUCGUUUUUGUAAUCAUAUUAAUCGCACAAUGGCACUACUUGAACGUUACAGUCAGCAGGACGAUGAUGAAUUGCGGGAGUUUUGUUUACAAGCCUGCGAAGCUUUUAUAAUACGUUGUCCAGAGGCAGUAAAGCCUCACAUUCCAAUGAUUCUUGAUAUGUGUUUGAAAUAUUUGACAUAUGAUCCAAACUAUAACUACGAGGCAGAUGAUGUUGAAUGUAGCAAUGCAAUGGAUACCGAAGAAGAUGAUUAUGAAGAUAGUGAAGAAUAUAGUGAUGAUGACGAUAUGAGCUGGAAAGUACGAAGAGCGGCUGCUAAAUGCCUUGAAUCAAUAAUUGCUACCAGACAUGACAUGCUUGAGGAUUUCUAUCAUAACUUGAGUCCACCACUAAUUGCGCGUUUUAAAGAGCGCGAAGAAAAUGUUAAAUCCGACAUUUUUCACGCAUACAUUUCGCUAUUGCGAAAUACGCGCUCUGUGGCUGAAAUUUCCCAAGAUCCAGACUCUAUGGAGCAAUUGCCAUCACAUUUGUCAGAUCUUAUUGAGCAAAUACCCCAUAUCAUUAAAGCUACUUGUCCCCUUAUGAAAGAAAAGUCAAUGAAAACAAGGCAGGACUGUUUCCUGCUUUUAAGGGAACUUCUAAAUGCCGUACCUGGAUCAUUGGGUCCAUAUUUGGAUAGUAUUGUACCAGGAAUACACUUUUCUUUAAGUGACAAAAACUCAACUAGCAAUAUGAAAAUAGAAGCACUUGCUUUUAUGUAUGCAUUGCUUCAAGGUCAUCAACCGUAUGUUUUUCCCAAGCAUAUACAGGUAUUGGUUCCACUUGCAGUAACUGCUGUAUUUGAUCCUUUCUAUAAGAUUGCAACCGAAGGACUUGUGGUUUUACAACAGCUGGUGCAAGUUAUUCGGCCGUUAGACGGUUCCAACAUUAAUAAUGGCCUGUUUGAUUUGCCUGCAGUAGCUUCACAGGUUUAUUCAGCCACAAUGCAAAAGUUAAAAACAACUGAUGUGGACCAAGAGGUAAAGGAGAGGGCUAUUGCUUGUAUGGGGCAGAUUAUAGCUAACAUGGGAGAUCUUCUUCAAUCCGAGGUCGUUAUCUGCUUGCCAAUUUUUUUAGAACGUUUGCGGAGUGAAAUUACACGUCUCAGCUGUGUGAAAGCUUUAACAAUGAUUGCUGCAUCUCCUUUGCGAAUUGAUUUAACACCUAUUAUAAACGAGAUUAUGCCUAUAUUGGGAUCAUUUCUACGUAAAAAUCAGCGUGCUUUAAAGAUUCAUUCCUUGGAUUUACUAAACAAACUUGCGGAAAACUAUUCGUUGGAUAUUUUUGGUCCUCCAUUGUUGCAAACAGCUAUUGGUGAAAUGCAACCUCUUAUAACCGACUCUGAUCUGCAUGUUGCACAAUUUUCAUUGAUUCUUCUGACAACUACUGCACGUAAACAUCCAAAGGCUUUAAUUGGAAUACACGAUCAAUUUUUACCAGCGGUAUUGCAACUGCUGCGUUCACCCCUACUUCAGGGGUCAGCACUUAUAUGUACACAUGAUUUAUUUCAAUCUCUUGUCCAAACUAACCUUCCGGGACUUGAAUAUCAUUCUUUGCUUAAGAAACUUAUGGAUCCUGUUCUAGUUCCACCUACUGCUUCUUCUGGAUGUACUGAUCAGCUACAUAAACAAGCGUUUCAUUCUUUAGCCAGAUGUGUUGCUGCAUUGACACAGCAGUGCCCGAACGAAGCUAUUCCCCUAGCUACGCAACUUUUGGAUGAUCUCCAAAAUCCAAGUUCUAUUUCAGAUGCUCAGCUGAUUUUUAACUUAUUAGCUAUCGGGGAAAUAGGAAGACAUUUUUCAUUGAGUUCAAUUCCAGGACUUCCUCAAACCAUCAUAGAAUGUUUCAGUGCUGGGUCGGAAGACGUGAAGACAGCUGCAAGUCACGCUCUUGGCGCAAUAUCUGUUGGAAAUUUACAGACUUUUCUACCACUUAUUUUGAACGAAAUCGAAGCGCAACCUAAACGACAAUAUUUGCUUUUGCAUUCAUUAAAGGAAGUUAUAUCAUCCCUGUCCAUUUCUGCCAAUGGUUUGUCCCAGUUACUCCCUUCGGUUCCAUCAAUCUGGGAACAGCUGUUCAAGCACUGUGAAUGUCCCGAAGAAGGCUCGCGUAAUGUAGUUGCAGAGUGUCUUGGGAAAUUAGUUCUUGUAAAACCUGAGGAUCUUCUACCAAGACUGCAGGAGGCUCUUAAAUCUGAAAGCCCAUUGAUAAGGACUGUGGUAGUGUCCGCCGUUAAGUUUACUAUUUCGGAUAAGCCACAACCAAUAGAUGUGCUUUUAAAACAAAAUAUUGGAAAAUUUCUAUUUUUACUUCGUGAUCCUGAACCCUCCGUACGUCGCGUUGCUUUAGUUGCUUUUAAUUCAGCUGUUCAUAACAAGCCCAGUCUUGUUCGGGAUUUAUUGCCAACCCUUUUGCCAUGGCUAUAUUCUGAAACAAAAGUGAAGAAUGAACUUAUCCGAGAGGUGGAAAUGGGACCUUUCAAACACACUGUCGAUGAUGGCUUAGAUAUACGUAAAGCCGCCUUUGAAUGCAUGUAUACUCUGCUUGAACAAGGUUUAGAACGUGUUGAUGUUAUGCAGUUUUUAGAUCAUGUACAAGCUGGACUUUGUGAUCACUAUGACAUAAAAAUGUUAACAUAUUUAAUGACUGCCCGUUUAGCAGUAAUUUGCCCCGAUGCUGUUAUUUUGAGACUUGACCAAUUUAUUCAACAGUUGAGAGAUACAUGUACCCAUAAAGUGAAAGCCAACUCGGUGAAGCAAGAAUACGAAAAACAAGAUGAACUAAGGCGAUCCGCACUUCGCGCUGUGUGUGCGUUGUCGAAUAUACCUAAAGCUGAAAAAAAUCAGCAAUUAAUGGAAUUCUUAAAAACAAUAAAAGAUUCUGCAGAGCUAAGUAAAAUAUACGAAUACAUCCAAAAAGACUCACUUUCAAGUAAUUUGGAUUUCACAAUGGAUGAAAGUUAAAAAAUAUGGAGAGGAACCCAAUCCGUUUUUCAGAAAUCUGAAAAUUCAUCAUAAAUAAACUUACACAAGAAAUAUAGAAUUAAACUAUGCAGAAGUAUGAUUUUAAUUUCGGAUUUAAAAUAAAGUUGGAAUGCACAUAGAAACAAAUAAA
Molecule: messenger RNA, 3998 nt
Organism: Stomoxys calcitrans (stable fly)
Lineage: Eukaryota; Metazoa; Arthropoda; Insecta; Diptera; Muscidae
Gene: Cand1
Product: cullin-associated NEDD8-dissociated protein 1
Exons: 8
Coding region: 116-3847 (1243 amino acids)
Biological process (GO): protein ubiquitination; SCF complex assembly
Cellular component (GO): nucleus
Source: RefSeq, a predicted model, not a curated record